GAGGAAAAAGGGGGUCCUUUUUGGUGUAAAUCUGGACUCUAAUUCUGUAAUAUAUCAAGGAAUCUCGUAAAACCGACACUAAAACGUCCCUGCCUACAAAUCAUCCGGCCAAAUUAUGAGUUCAUUGUAUUAUGCGAAUGCUUUAUUUUCUAAAUAUCCAGCCGCAAGUUCGGUUUUCGCUACUGGAGCCUUCCCUGAACAAACUUCUUGUGCGUUUGCUUCCAACCCCCAGCGCCCGGGCUAUGGAGCUGGUUCGGGCGCUUCCUUCGCCGCCUCGAUGCAGGGCUUGUACCCCGGCGGGGGGGGCAUGGCGGGCCAGAGUGCAGCCGGUGUCUACGCUGCCGGCUACGGGCUCGAGCCGAGUUCCUUCAACAUGCACUGCGCGCCCUUUGAGCAGAACCUCUCCGGGGUGUGUCCCGGCGACUCCGCCAAGGCGGCGGGCGCCAAGGAGCAGAGGGACUCGGACUUGGCGGCCGAGAGUAACUUCCGGAUCUACCCCUGGAUGCGAAGCUCAGGGACCGACCGCAAGCGAGGCCGCCAGACCUACACACGCUACCAGACCCUGGAGCUGGAGAAGGAGUUUCACUAUAAUCGCUACCUGACGCGGCGGCGGCGCAUCGAGAUCGCGCACGCGCUCUGCCUCACGGAAAGACAAAUCAAGAUCUGGUUCCAGAACCGGCGCAUGAAGUGGAAAAAGGAGAAUAAGACCGCGGGCCCCGGGGCCACCGGCCAGGACAAGGCUGAGGCAGAGGAGGACGAGGAAGAGUGAGGGAUAGAGAAAAAGCAGAGGAAGAGAGAUUAGAAAGGGAGAGAGGGAGAAGCCUAGCUCUGGGAACUGAACCAGGAACUUAAAUUAAAUAGCGGGGGGGUGGGGAACCCUAUUUAAAUGGAAAGCAGUUAAAAAAUUUUAAGGCGAAAAGGUGAAAUUUUGGUUUAACACUGAAAAAAAAAUACUACCUAUAGAAAAGUCCGUAAGGUUUGUUUUGUACAAUAUGGGAAGGACAUACCUACCUGUUUUGUAGCUUUCUGUAUUUUUCCUCCCUUUUUUUAUGUCGCUAUUGUAAGGUCUUUGUAAAAUCUUGCUGUUUUGUAAGCCCUCUUUGAUGCUGUCUUUGCGGUCUGUAGGUCUGGACUAGUGUAUGUGCUUCCCAGUCCUUCUGAGCCCCGGCCUUGGCAGUAGUGGCACUGAAGAGGUUUUAGGGAGCUCCAUGGACCCACUGACUAGUUCAAAUGUCUCCUCUGUGCACCUAGCCUGUCUGAUGCUCCUUGCUCCUGCCAGCCCCUGUGAUCCUCUUUACAUCCUGUGUGUAUCUGAAGAAUUGAGAAAUAAAACAAUUUAAAAAUAAACAAA
Manis pentadactyla (Chinese pangolin) is the source of this 1351-nucleotide messenger RNA. RefSeq names its product homeobox B7 (gene HOXB7). The transcript is spliced from 2 exons. The record is from RefSeq and is a predicted model, not a curated record. The coding region runs from base 116 to 769 and encodes 217 amino acids. Gene Ontology annotation, cellular component: nucleus. NCBI's taxonomy places the organism in Eukaryota, Metazoa, Chordata, Mammalia, Pholidota, Manidae. Gene Ontology annotation, molecular function: RNA polymerase II transcription regulatory region sequence-specific DNA binding; DNA-binding transcription factor activity, RNA polymerase II-specific. Gene Ontology annotation, biological process: regulation of transcription by RNA polymerase II.